Podospora pseudopauciseta is the source of this 1225-nucleotide messenger RNA. RefSeq lists its product as uncharacterized. The record is from RefSeq and is a predicted model, not a curated record. The transcript has 2 exons. Bases 1 to 753 code for a protein of 250 amino acids. Lineage: Eukaryota; Fungi; Ascomycota; Sordariomycetes; Sordariales; Podosporaceae.
AUGUCGUUCGUUAAGAAGGAAGAAGGGGGCCACAUCAAGGGCGAGCCCGGUGGAAAGUUUGACAUGUCGAAGAUUCCAAUGGCUCCCCCCAAGGCCACCUCCAAAGCCUUGAUGAAGCCCAAAGACGAAGGCAAACCGAACUUCUUCGCACUGCCCGAGUACAAACCGCCGGCCGACCGUGGUCGUCGCAAGGGUCGCUAUCGAGGUGGAAACCACAUCACCCAUUCUGUCGGCAAUUUUCGCAUAAAGACAGUGUACAACCGUGACCGUGAUGAAGUCAAAAUGUCUGUCUCAAGCAUCAAUGCAUUCACUCCAUCUGCCUUGAGAAGGGCGCGCGCAGAAGCGGACUGGGCUUCGGUCGAGCGAACUAUUUUCGAGAAAUUACGUCGAGCCCAUUUCAACAUUCAGCCAGUUCCUGAUGAUUUUGGCAAGCUCGGCGUGUGUAUGAGCCAUUCUUUGAUUUUCCAUGCUCCCAUUGGUUUUGGGUCAACGGACGACAGCAAUUUGGUUCUCAUCAACAGGGACGUGUCUUUCAGAGUCCGCCCUAUGAACAAUUUACCCCAGCCUACGCCGAUGCAGUAUCAGGUCAACGAUUUCAAGCGCGGUUCUGCCCCAGUCAUGAAGACCGAGCCGUCUUCUGCUGCGUCUUCCACAAGCAGCGCUGCUUCACAGGAACUUAAAUCGAUCUUUUCUCACCAGGGGCCCGUUCCUGCGUUUUCCCUUUUCGGCUCGACCCUCCUGGGCGCUCGCUAGUUCCCUCAAAAGGUCGAGUCAACUACUCCAAAUUCAUCCAUCUUCGUCUCGAGAUCCUCUAGCGACAGCUCUAGCUCCGAGGCAACUACAUCUCGGCCUUUUAAUUGAGCCCUGCACGAACCUGAAAUGGGAGUUGUCUCGGGGUUUGAGUGGCCAAGCGGCGGAGCAAACAGGCAUGUCUGCAGCCGCGUGCAUAUGGGCAUUGGCUUUGAUAGUGGUUAGAAACUCUGGCAUCAGUGAAGGAGAUAUUGUUAGCAAUGUGGUUCUGGUGCUGGCCAGCGGGGAGAUGGACUGGAAUUGCCAAUACCUGGAUGUGAACUUUAUGCUGGGUGAAGAUCUUAAUGUCGUCUACUUGUCACUCGCGGGUGGUCUUGGUUGCAGGAAAGUCAAUACAGAUUAAUGGAAUUUGCAUUGGUUCAUCCUAAAGAUUAUCAGAGCAUAUAUUUCAAAUCAGCACGAUGGUGCCAUUCAU